Molecule: messenger RNA, 1585 nt
Organism: Solanum stenotomum
Lineage: Eukaryota; Viridiplantae; Streptophyta; Magnoliopsida; Solanales; Solanaceae
Product: plastoglobulin-1, chloroplastic-like
Exons: 3
Coding region: 139-1395 (418 amino acids)
Source: RefSeq, a predicted model, not a curated record
CCUCCCAGAAGAAGAAGAGAUAGCCACGGUCGUGUCCGGCGGCAUCUCCACCGACCACCGCUGCUGGAAGGAGGAAAUUCACUUCAUCGACCGGAAUCUCUAUCGUCACCGACGCUAAAAGCUGCCGGAAGGAAAAAAAUGUCUAUUCUAUCCUUGCAUUCUCUCAUUUUCAGCGUUAAAACCACUUCUAAAUCCUACUGUUUCACUUCAUUUCUUCCUUCUUUUUCAAUCUCAAGCUCUAAAUUUAGAAAACUUUCACAAUUUUCAACUCAUUCAUCAUUCGAUGAUUCUCGAGAUUUUUUUGUACCAAAACCCAAGCAAAACGAUGAUGAUUCUGAUGAUAAACCAUUCUCAUUUGUUGAUGAAUGGGGCGAGAGGUCGAAACCGGAGCUCCGACCCAUGACGAAGUUAUCGGAAUCGGAUCCUCCUAUUGACGUAGACGAAUGGGGUAGAGCUGAGCUAGGGAUCAACAACUCUUCAAGGAUUGAAGAUGAGUGGGGCGAGAAGUCGUUUCCGGAGCUCCGACCCGCGAAAACGGUAUCGGAUUCGGAUCCUCCUAUUGACGAAGACGAAUGGAUCGGUGCUAAGCUAACAGGCAACGACAACAUUGGUAGAGUUAGAAAUCAGGGUGUUUUCGAACCCGAAUCGAUGGAGGAAGAUGGAUGGGACGAAGCUGAGGUAGUGGGGAGAAUCAAUGCAGGUGUUGAAGAAGACGAGAGACUUGCAGAGAUGAAAAGGUGCUUAAUUGACACGGUCUAUGGAACAGAUUUUGGGCUCAGGGCCUCAUCCGAGGUUCGAGCUGAGGCUCUGGAGCUGGUUGCUAAGUUGGAGGCAGCAAAUCCAACUCCAAAUCCAGUUGUAUUGCUUGACGGGUACUGGAUUUUAGUGUUUACUGCAUUUUCUGAGCUGUUACCUCUUCUGGCUGUGGGCACCAUUCCUUUGUUGAAGGUCGAAAAGAUUAGUCAAACAAUUAGUAUGAGCAGCCUUACCAUAGAGAACUCAACUACAUUGUCAAGCCCUGUAGCCACCUCGUCUUUCAGUGCAACUGCUGUCUUUGAAGUUCAGAGUCCAUCAAGAAUACAGGUUGAAUUCAAAGAAGGGACAUUUAAGCCUCCGGAGAUCAAGUCAAAAAUAGAUCUGCCAGAAAACAUGGAUAUCUUUGGCCAAAACAUUAGUUUGUCACCUCUACAGCAAUCUCUGGGACCUCUAGAAAAUGCUGUGGCAGGUAUAGCCCGAACUAUUUCUGGUCUGCCUCCUCUCAAGGUUCCAAUUCCAGGUGAGAGGACAAAAUCUUGGCUUAUUACAACAUACCUUGACAGUGAUCUCCGGAUUUCUAGAGGAGAUGGCGGGCUUUUUGUUCUCGUUAAGGAAGAGAGUUCUCUUCUGGAUCAGUAGCAAGGUCCGACCCUGUAUGUAUAUGAUAUGUAGAGGUCCUUGGAGCUUCACAUAUACAAUACAUAGCUGUAAAGCGAUAUACAUCUUGUCUUUUUAAUCUAUAAUGCCAUUUGUAUAGCCAUUACUCAGAGGAAAGAAACUGAAAAUUGGAAAAUUAAGAGCAUUUGCAUAUAAUAUAUGUUAUUUUGAA